AUGUCUCAAACUACCGGCGUCUACGUCUCUGGCGGAAUCUCCGAGCCUAUGUCUGCUCAGCACAACUUCACCGAACAAUAUGAUCUGGAGAACCCAGAGAAGGCCAUGUCCUCGUACGCAAGGAUAAUGCACGAACACACUAAGCGUCAGCUCUCGACUGCGACCGACUCAGCACGCCGACGAUCCGAGGGUACCUCUGCCAACUCGAGCAUGCAUUCGUCCAGUUCGGUCGCCUCCAUCAGCCCAUAG
This is a messenger RNA of Aaosphaeria arxii CBS 175.79, 249 nucleotides long. RefSeq lists its product as uncharacterized. The transcript is spliced from 2 exons. The record is from RefSeq and is a predicted model, not a curated record. NCBI's taxonomy places the organism in Eukaryota, Fungi, Ascomycota, Dothideomycetes, Pleosporales. Bases 1 to 249 code for a protein of 82 amino acids.